Messenger RNA from Raphanus sativus (radish), 1263 nucleotides. RefSeq names its product IRK-interacting protein-like. The record is from RefSeq and is a predicted model, not a curated record. NCBI's taxonomy places the organism in Eukaryota, Viridiplantae, Streptophyta, Magnoliopsida, Brassicales, Brassicaceae. The annotation marks the transcript as partial. The transcript is spliced from 2 exons.
UUCAUCUCCAGCCCCAACCUCAUCAUCAAAUCCAUCUUCCAAUCACUCACACGCAAAAGCCCCAAACCCUCCCCCCUUCCCCCGCGCUCCUCCUCCUCCUCCGCAGCAGACGCCUCCAGAGAAGAGCAGUGGCGUCUAGCCGUCGCGGAGCUCUCCCACAAGCUCAUCCAAGCCACCAAGAAGAAAGAAGACGCCGUCGUCGAAGCCUCCCGCCUCAAAACCUCCAUGUCGGAGCUCGAGAAGAAGCUCAACAAGCUCGAGAUCUACUGCCACAACCUCAAGUCCGGCCUCGACGAGUGCAGCAACAAGACGAAACAGAGCAACGUCCCUGUUCGGUUCAACGAACGGAUCAUCCAGCAGUUCCUCGUCUCGGUGUCGGAGUCCCGCUCCUCCAUCAGGGCCCUGAGCAGAGCCCUCGCCUCGCAGCUGCGCACCGUCGGCGGGAAAGUCUACGAGCGGCUCUCCCUCCUCCUCCAGCCUUUCGACGUAAAGAUCAACUCUUUCGCCAAGAACCCUAAAAGCCUCAUCUUUUACCUCGAGGCCAUCCUCAGCAGAGCCUUCUUCGAGGACUUCGAGGCUUCCGGGUUUCUGAAGAACGGGUCCACCCGGAUCUUGAACCCGAUCGAUCGAUGCGAGUCGAACUACGCCUCGUUUAACGUCUUGAUGGAGCUCACGUGGGACGAGGUGUUGAGCAGAGGGACCAAGCAUUUCUCCGAGGAGUUUAGCCGGUUCUGUGACCGGAAGAUGAGCGACGUCGUUUCUUUGCUUUGCUGGAACCGUGCCUGGCCUGAACCGCUUUUACAGGCUUUCUUUGGUGCGUCGAAGAGUGUUUGGUUGGUUCAUCUAUUGGCUAACUCGGUGAACCCGGGUCUGCAGAUCUUUCGAGUGGAGAAAGAUGAUCGGUUUGAUCCGGUUUAUAUGGAGGAAACUGGUGGGGACCGGUAUAAGAGUGUGGUUCGAGCUAUGGUUCAACCUGGGUUUUAUGUGUAUGGCAGUGUAGUUAAGUGCAAGGUGGUUUGCAAGCAUUGCGGCAGCGACGAGGAGGAAGUGGUGGAAGACCGUUUGGUCAAGGAAUGUAAUAAAAACGACAAGAGUCUAAUAAGCAUUUGUAGCCCAUUAGGAGUCUAGGUUACGUUGGUUAAAGAGUUAUAAUAUUGGUGAUUUUUGUUUUGCAAGCUUGUAAAUUAAAAAAAAUUGGAAUGAUAUUUGAAAAAACUGGUUCUUUUGAAAAUAACGUUUACAAAUGAAUACUUAUUUUGUUGG